This is a messenger RNA of Phasianus colchicus (ring-necked pheasant), 750 nucleotides long. RefSeq names its product calcium voltage-gated channel auxiliary subunit gamma 1 (gene CACNG1). Gene Ontology annotation, molecular function: calcium channel regulator activity; voltage-gated calcium channel activity. The record is from RefSeq and is a predicted model, not a curated record. Lineage: Eukaryota; Metazoa; Chordata; Aves; Galliformes; Phasianidae. Gene Ontology annotation, biological process: calcium ion transmembrane transport; regulation of calcium ion transmembrane transport via high voltage-gated calcium channel. Gene Ontology annotation, cellular component: L-type voltage-gated calcium channel complex; membrane.
CCGCGUGGGGAGGCUGCGGGCGAGCAGGGCCCGGGGGAAGGCGGCCCAGGAGCCACAUCCCAGCGCGGGAUGGACGAGACCAAACCCCUGAAGGUGCGGCUCACCUUCUGCGUGCUGCUGGUGGGCAUCUCGCUGCUCUUCGCGGCCGUGGUGACGGACCACUGGGCCGUGCUGAGAACCAGGGCGAAGGACUCCAAUGCCACCUGCGAGGCGGCUCACUUUGGGCUCUGGCGGCUCUGCACAAAGCGGAUUCAUGCGCAGGAGCAAGGUGCCAAAGAGACGGGCUGCGGGCCCACCAGCCUGCCUGGAGCUCACAACUGCUCCUACUUCAAGCACUUCACUCCCGGUCAGAGCUCAGAGAUAUCUGAAAUCACCACCCAGAAAGAAUACAGCAUUUCAGCUGCAGCCAUUGCCAUCUUCAGCGUUGGCUUCGCAAUCAUUGGAACAAUCUGCGUCCUCUUCUCCUUCCAGAAGAAGAGGGACUACCUGCUGAAGCCAGCAUCCAUGUUCUACACUUUUGCAGGUCUCUGCAUCAUCAUCUCCGUGGAAGUCAUGAGACAGUCUGUGAAAAGGAUGAUCGACAGCAAGGAGACAAUCUGGAUGGAGUACAGCUACUCCUGGUCCUUCGCCUGUGCCUGCUCCGCCUUCGUGCUGCUCUUCAUCUUCGGAAUCGUCCUCCUCCUCAUCGCGCUGCCCCGCUUCCCCCAGAACCCCUGGGAGACCUGCAUGGAUGCAGAACCCGAGCACUGA